Orbicella faveolata is the source of this 3679-nucleotide messenger RNA. RefSeq names its product glutamate receptor 2-like. Gene Ontology annotation, biological process: monoatomic ion transport. The record is from RefSeq and is a predicted model, not a curated record. Gene Ontology annotation, cellular component: membrane. Lineage: Eukaryota; Metazoa; Cnidaria; Anthozoa; Scleractinia; Merulinidae. Gene Ontology annotation, molecular function: signaling receptor activity; ligand-gated monoatomic ion channel activity.
AUGUCGAGGAUACAGGUUUUUCUUUACUUUGUAUUCUUCAUGGCAUGUUCGGCUCUCACUACAAAAAAGAAGAUUCGCGAUAUCAAGAUAGGAACGCUGCACCGCAAGGAAACAGAGAGCCUUCUUCACGCCUUAGAAUAUGUCUUUGAUUACGUACUUCCAAGGAAGCUACAGUUAGAAACACUCAGGUUCAGUUUGAUUCACGUCAAGGUUGAUGGCAAAGAUCUUCUUUCCAAGGAUGUGAUAUCUACACUGUCCCAAGUUGUAACCAUCAUUGACUUGGAAUGUAAGAACAAGGAGGCUUUAGCUCUAAGUUCCCUACUUUAUGUCCCGAUAAUAAAAGUGGACGCCUUAGAAGAUAGCUCUGUGCACAAGUUUUCUAUGUCUAUGAGACCGUCUUAUCACGUCGCAAGUCAGGCCUUGUUUGAUGUCAUGGAUUUCUUUGAGUUCUCCAGAGUAGCGGUGGUGUAUGAUGCCCGGAAAACCAGAGAAGCAUCUUACUUUUACGCCAAAGCGCAACGCUGGUCACGCUUUAAUAUUGAAAUGAUACCGGAACUUAUUGUGACCGACAAAAGGCAGACAAGAAACGCUCUAACUGCACUACGCAAGUCGCAUAUCAAAGAACUCGUCUUGUUUUGCGAUCAUAGAGACCUGCCUGGCAUUAUGAAUGAGGCGCUGUUUGUUGGAAUAAAUGACAAGGAAUNAGCCAUGUACGCAUCAGUGCAUGACGCUGCACUCGCUGUGGCAACAGCGGUGCACAAUUUAAUGAACAGUGGCCGCGAGGGUAUGAAGUCAAUGGAUUCCCAUUUCACUGAUAGUGAGUGUCCUUUACGAAGUGCGUCAGCUUGGCAUGGGGGACUAGGUUGGAAGCUUCUGCAUCAGCUCAAAAAGGUGAAGUUUCAAGGUCUUACCGGCGAGGUGCAAUUCAACUUGGUUACGGGCGAGCGACGAGUUCACAGCGGUCUGGACAUUUUAAACGUUCUUGAACACAACGUAGAAAAGAUCGGCUCGUGGCAGCCGGAACCUGGAAUGAAAGAACAUCGCGUGUCAUUACAGGACAAAACGCCCCGGUGGGUGGGGGACUUCGCUGAAUUUGUCAAGUGCCACAAUCCGGGGAAUCUUCAGCCCCAGGAGCCAGAGGCCAUCCCAGUGUUGAAAGUUACAACUGUUUUGGAGCCGCCGUUUGUCGAGAAAGUAAAUGAGUCAAUGCCUUUACCAACCGGCAGAGUUCCUAAAAAUCUUCUUCAAGGCUUCUGUAUGGAUUUGAUCAAGGAAUUGUCGAAAGAAGCAAACUUCGACUACGAGAUUUAUUUGCAUAAAAGCUAUGGAGGAAUGGUGGAGGAGCUGAAAAAGAAGGCCAUGUACGCAUCAGUGCAUGACGCUGCACUCGCUGUGGCAACAGCGGUGCACAAUUUAAUGAACAGUGGCCGCGAGGGUAUGAAGUCAAUGGAUUCCCAUUUCACUGAUAGUGAGUGUCCUUUACGAAGUGCGUCAGCUUGGCAUGGGGGACUAGGUUGGAAGCUUCUGCAUCAGCUCAAAAAGGUGAAGUUUCAAGGUCUUACCGGCGAGGUGCAAUUCAACUUGGUUACGGGCGAGCGACGAGUUCACAGCGGUCUGGACAUUUUAAACGUUCUUGAACACAACGUAGAAAAGAUCGGCUCGUGGCAGCCGGAACCUGGAAUGAAAGAACAUCGCGUGUCAUUACAGGACAAAACGCCCCGGUGGGUGGGGGACUUCGCUGAAUUUGUCAAGUGCCACAAUCCGGGGAAUCUUCAGCCCCAGGAGCCAGAGGCCAUCCCAGUGUUGAAAGUUACAACUGUUUUGGAGCCGCCGUUUGUCGAGAAAGUAAAUGAGUCAAUGCCUUUACCAACCGGCAGAGUUCCUAAAAAUCUUCUUCAAGGCUUCUGUAUGGAUUUGAUCAAGGAAUUGUCGAAAGAAGCAAACUUCGACUACGAGAUUUAUUUGCAUAAAAGCUAUGGAGGAAUGGUGGAGGAGCUGAAAAAGAAGGAAAAAGACAUUGCUCUUGCUCCUAUCACGAUAACGGCAGAGCGCGAGUUGGUUAUUGACUUCAGCAAGCCAUUUAUGGACUUCAGCAUGAGUCUGAUCAUGCAGAAACCGGGAGAACCGCCCAUUAACAUAUUCGCUUUUCUUCUGCCUUUUAAUGGUGGCGUAUGGUUUUCUACUGUCGGAGUGGUCAUCGGCAUGACAGUAAUGAUGUUUGUUAUCGACUAUUUGAGCCCCUUCGGUUACCGUGCCCGAGCUCGAGAAUCAGAUGAAGAGCCUGGAAAUGAGUUCAACCUGUUGAACAGCCUGUGGUUCGCUACAGCUUCCGUUCUGCAGCAAGGUCCGGACAACACCCCUCUGGCGCCUUCUGGUCGGCUGUUAGCUUCUGCCUUCUGGUUUUUUAUAAUGAUACUAAUAUCAACUUACACAGCAAACCUUGCUGCUUUCUUUACCAUAAAACGAACCGUGAAAACUAUUAACUCCCUGGAGGAACUGGAGAAUCAAAACGAGACUAAAUACGGAGUUCUCAGCAAUGGCUCUGUGCAGAAGUUCUUCAAGGAAUCGGAAGAUCCUCUUUAUCUAAAAAUGUUCUCGCAUAUGAGGGAGCACCAGACAUUCGUGAAUGCUACUUCAGAGGGCGUUAAGAAAGCGAGGAACGAAAACUACGCCUACAUAACUGAACAGCCCUACCUGGAAUACUACAAUCAGCAAAAACCGUGCAAUACAAGGUUGCUGAACAACCUUCUACAAGCCAAGGGCUAUGGGAUUGGCUUGCAGCAGAAUUCGCCCUACACAAACAGAAUUUCUGUGGCAAUUUUAGCGUUACGUGAGAGAUACUUUAUCGAGAGGACUCGUCGAAAAUGGUGGGAUGAACGUAGCCAGUGUCCAAAACCAUCACAGUCCAAAACAGGGAAAACACAGAGUCUUGAUGUCAAUAACAUGGCCGGAGUGUUCCUAGUUUUGUUGGGUGGUGUCAUUAUCUCCUUAAUCCUACUCGUUAUUGAAAUACGCUGCAAGAGGUUGGUUGUGUACUUCACAAGUAGCCAGAGUGCCCUUAAGCGACGGCUGAGUCGUAGUUGUGAGCCACGUGAACAGUCAAGCGUUCCCAAGGCGAUUCCGGUUCGAGUGGCUGUGGUGUUGUCCCAGGGAGACAAGGUGCUAAGACGAACUGAGGAAAAACCCACAUCAACCUCUUGGAAUAAGUUGUUUGGAAGAGGCUGAAGUGUCCCAAAGAUGAAGAUGAGGAUUACGCAUACGAAACAAUAGAUGUAAAGUUAAUAUGCUGAGCCUGCUAUGAACUUUAAAAAGCGAUCAAUCCUCCUCAACAAAGAAGUGGGCGCUCGCAUCUAAAGAGCUUAUUACCGCUAAAAAACUACACGAAUUGACUUGCGUUGCUAGACUUGUACUCAUUUCAUCGAGCAACACACAAAGGCUUUACAAUGGAAACUAGCAAGUGCCUCUGCAUGUAAUUUUUGUGGUUGCUUUCUUCUCGAGUUCUGAACAUCUUGUUCAGCAGUUUCAACAUAAUCGAAACGUAAGUAAGGUGGUAAAAGAUAAUGGAAGAAACCAGCGCUUGAAGUGGGCCACAUUCUCUAUGGAAUUAUUUAUGAACUUGAACCAAGAGAUUAUUAAGGUAAGAGAGUGAAUCCCUCAUAUAGGCCUUAUGCCAUAGGUA